AUGAACCCUUCCCCACUACCACCACCAGAACCACCAAAAUCAAACUUGCCCAUGUUAUAUUAUGGCCUCGUCGUGGUCGGAACAGUUACAAUUGUGCUGGCACUGUACAAUCUCCUCAUCAUAAAAUGGUGCACAGAAUACUCCGAUAGAAGACGUAUGGUUGACUUCCAACGGCCUAGCCUGACCCCGAUAUUUCAUAAACCGAAGAAAGCCGUCGUGCCCAGCUUCAAGUACCAGAAAAAUGAAGCGGAUGAUUCUGAGUGUGUAGUUUGUCUGUCAGUGUUUGAAGAAGGAGAAGAAAUCAAGCAGCUUCCACUGUGCAACCACUGUUUCCAUGCUCCUUGUAUAGAUAUGUGGCUCUAUUCCCACGUCGACUGCCCGCUCUGUCGUUCCCCGGUCGAGCCACCUGCCCUUUGCUCGGGUUCUGUCAUCGAGCAAUCAGAGAACUCUCGGGAAGGAUUGAUGGAUCCUGGCGAGUUGGUUUAG
Fraxinus pennsylvanica is the source of this 486-nucleotide messenger RNA. The record is from the annotation of a GenBank genome assembly. Lineage: Eukaryota; Viridiplantae; Streptophyta; Magnoliopsida; Lamiales; Oleaceae.